GCGGUCAUGUGAUGAAAACAGGAAGCGCCGAUUUUUGAUUACCGAUCAUCUUCAUCGAUCUCUAUGAGGAGGCGCAGUUUCUGCUGUCUGAUUGCUGUGAUCAUGAUUCUGCUCUUCAUCAUCUUCAUCUGCACAUUCAGCUCUCACGUCAGUGUGGCGUGGAGCUCUCAGACCGAGUUCAGUGUUUCUGGACGAGCGCUCUACAAACUGGACCUGUCCUGGCCCAAAUACCCAGAGUACUUCACUGGACAGGUGUUUGCGGUGGCUGUCAAUCAUCUGGCGGGGCUGGUGUACGUGGCACAGAGAGGUGAGAAUGUCCCGAAAGUGUUAGUGUUCAGCACAGACGGAGAGUUUCUUCAGGCCUGGAACUCCAGCACUCUGGAAAUGCCUCAUGGGAUCUUCCUGGCCGACGCGUCCACCGAGCCCACACUGUGGGUCACCGAUGUGGGGAAUGGGCCGUUCGGGCACACUGUAAAGCAGUAUUCUCCAUCUGGGAAGCUGCUGCAGGUUUUGGGAACUCCAGGCACAGCAGGAUCGUCUCUCAGUCCUCUUCAGUUCGAUCAGCCGGCGGAGAUAUUCAUCCACAGCUCUGGAGACAUCUACAUCGUGGACGGAGACGGAGGAAUCAACAACCGCCUCAUCAAACUCUCCAAAGAUCUGCAGGUGCUCUGGAUGCAUGGAGAGAAGGGUCAGGGUCUGGCUCAGUUCUACAUCCCUCACAGUGUGGCGGUGGACAACUCUCAGAGGGUGUGGGUGGCCGACAGAGGGAACAAGCGUAUCCAGGUGUUUAACUCAGUGACGGGUGAUUGGCUGGGCUCAUGGGGCAGCUGUUUUAAAGAGGACGCACCAUACUCCGUCAGAUUCACUCCUGAUCAGAAGUACCUGGUCGUGGCUCAGCUGAACACUAAUCAGGUGACGCUGCUGGAGGCUCCACCAGUGGGCAUCAUCGGUCAGUGUCAGGUGAUCAGCUCCAUCCACCUGCCCGAGGACGUCAAACCACACCUGGUGGAGCUGGACCUGAAGAGCGCAGCGCUGUACGUGGCAGAGAUCGGAGCCAAUCAGGCGCAGAGGUUCAUCCCGCUGACAGCCGGUGCUGUGUAGAUACUCAGAGCUACAGCAGAGAGAAGAGCUGAUGUGAAGAUCCAGACGCUUUAUCUGAGCGCAAACCGAGCCCAUCUGCACUCUCAGUACAAUCCGAAAUAACUCCUGGAUUUCAGAUGAUUGUCACAGAGCAUUAAAGGGACAGAAUAAAUGUGGGUUUGAUGGUCUGGCAUGCUGGUUUUGUACACAUCUGUGGAGGUUUUUGCACUGUAUUGGGUGUUUGUGUUUAUGAUUCGUGACUCAUUCCUGAGUAUUUAAUGUACAUGAGAUUGCUUAUGAUGAUAAUUUAAGCUUGAUGUAUGGUAUUUACGUGUGUCCUCUCGUAUGUCCAUUUCUGAUGAUUUAGAAUGAUGUUUAUGAGGACACGUUUGUAUAUUACAGGUAUGAUCUAGAUCAGGGGUGUCCAAACUCUGUCCUGGAGGGCCGGUGUCCUGCAGAUUUUAGCUCCAUCCUGCCUCAACACACCUGCAAGGAUGUUUCUAGAAAGCCUAGUGCGUGCUUGAUUACCUAGCCCAGGUGUGUCUGAUUGGGGUUGGAACUAAACUUUGCAGGACACCGGCCCUCCAGGACUGAGUUUGGACAUGCCUGAUCUAGAUAUUCCAACAUUGAAUUGAGGUAAAGUUGGUUUUAUAUUCGCACUUUCAGACUCUCAACAAUGUAAUUUCAGAAAAGUAUUAAUUGCAUAUUCUAAAUAGUGAAAUCAUAUUAUCAACCAAUGACUAUCAAACUACAACAUUGUUCACAGUCAAUUUAACAGUGCUAAUGUUGUGUUGAAGUCAUGCUUAUAAUUUCAGCCCAAAUACCAGGGUAAACAAUAUAGGGAGUUGACACUGAACAAAUGUGCGAAUAUAAAAACAACUUUUCCUCAAUCAACGUUGAGGUGGUGGUUUAUGAGGACAUGUUUGGUGUCUUCAUAAUUCAGGACUGUUAAAAAUCAUAACUGGGUUUUUUCGAAUUAAUAUUCUGCCAAGUUAUCUGUGAGGGUUGGGUUUAGGCCCAUAUAAUAAUCAGUUUUAACAGUAUGAAGUACAUUGAGGCUAUGUGUGUGUUCUGUGAAGAACUGCUCAUAUCCUGCAAUGUGCCAUGACUUUAUUAUGAGAUUUUCAUCAUUUGAAUGGUUAAUUCUGUCAUUAAUUGAUUGAUUGAUAGUGUUGCUGUGCUCAGAUCAGUCAUUAUUAUCAGUGAUUGUGCUGUUAUACAGAUCGUAUAGGUGAAACGAAUGAAAGGUUUACAUUCAGUGACCUAAGCUGGAUUGAAUAGUGUUAAUAUGUAAUUUGUUCAUCAAUCUUGAACUGUAUGUGGUGUAAAUAAAGACAUUUGGGUA
Danio aesculapii is the source of this 2425-nucleotide messenger RNA. RefSeq names its product NHL repeat-containing protein 3-like. NCBI's taxonomy places the organism in Eukaryota, Metazoa, Chordata, Actinopteri, Cypriniformes, Danionidae. Bases 64 to 1101 code for a protein of 345 amino acids. Gene Ontology annotation, molecular function: ubiquitin protein ligase activity; translation repressor activity; protein binding. Gene Ontology annotation, biological process: protein polyubiquitination; negative regulation of translation; proteasome-mediated ubiquitin-dependent protein catabolic process. The record is from RefSeq and is a predicted model, not a curated record. The transcript is spliced from 7 exons.